AGUAGCGAAGGAUGCUAUGUGGGAAAAGAUUAGUAUAACUGUUUCCUCUGAACUUGGGAAAGUCAUUGCAGUGCCCGAAUGUCGUAAGUAUUGGGAUGCGCUUCGAGAAUCCACAAGAGUUUACUUGGAUAGAUCAAAGCUCGAAAAGAUAAGCAACAAAUCAGGUGCCCCUGCUGAUCUUCUGGACCUGUAUAGCGCAGACAUACAGGGCAAAUUUGAUCUCUACCAAAGUCGCUGGCCAUUUGCCGAAGAAAUGAGCUUUUACAUCCCUUCCUGUGCUCGAACGGCAUAUACGGUAUCGCUUGGAAACUCAGGAGCCAAUACUAGAUUAAAAAAUCCAAUCGAAACUAGUCAGACAACUCACCUCGAAGGUGAAGAUUGGUCUCAAGAGUUUGAUGGUUCAUCGAACACAGACACAGCUUUCAUUAGCCCAUCUACCAGCGGACGAACGAGUCGUUCCCGGAAAGGAGACGAGGCUAAUCUGGAUAUGACUUUGAUUACACUGGCAACUUCCGUAUCAGAAUUUGUAAGUUCUCGCAGUUCUCAGAAGGAAUAUAAAUUCAAGGAGUUUCACGGCGAGUUGGAUAACAUCCUAUGCGAACUCCCCUUUAUCGAAGCUAUGAAGUUCAACAUCUGUGUUUUGGAACAGGCGAACGAACUGCUGGAGAAGUGUAGAAGCAAAAUGGAUUAUAACGUAUAGAGGAUACCUGCCGAUGCUAGUACUGAAAUGUCUCGCU
This is a messenger RNA of Topomyia yanbarensis, 737 nucleotides long. RefSeq lists its product as uncharacterized. NCBI's taxonomy places the organism in Eukaryota, Metazoa, Arthropoda, Insecta, Diptera, Culicidae. The record is from RefSeq and is a predicted model, not a curated record. Bases 17 to 700 code for a protein of 227 amino acids. The transcript is spliced from 3 exons.